AUGAACAAUCAGCGUGAUGGAUUACGAAGAAUGUGUUUACAUACAUUACAAAAGAUGUGUGCCAACGACAAAGGAAAAUUCGGUAAUCUUACUGCCGUUGUUGACAAUGUCAAGCUGACAGAAUUAGAUAGAGAAAUAAAAAAAAGUUGUAAAAUUUCCAAGAGAAGUAAAAAAGUUGAAAAGCUGACAGAUCGAGAAAACAUGAAGCAUACUUUGAAAUUGAUUGUUUCUUGCGAAAAACAUAAAGGUUGGAUGAACGGAAUUAUGCUUAGAGAACUUCCCAGCUGCUUGAGAAAUAAAUUCCUUGAUAAAUUCGAAGGGGAAAUGACUUGA
Molecule: messenger RNA, 333 nt
Organism: Clunio marinus
Lineage: Eukaryota; Metazoa; Arthropoda; Insecta; Diptera; Chironomidae
Source: the annotation of a GenBank genome assembly